Molecule: messenger RNA, 1541 nt
Organism: Toxoplasma gondii ME49
Lineage: Eukaryota; Apicomplexa; Conoidasida; Eucoccidiorida; Sarcocystidae
Product: adenine nucleotide translocator, putative
Exons: 1
Coding region: 395-1351 (318 amino acids)
Biological process (GO): mitochondrial ADP transmembrane transport; mitochondrial ATP transmembrane transport
Cellular component (GO): mitochondrial inner membrane
Molecular function (GO): ATP:ADP antiporter activity
Source: RefSeq, a predicted model, not a curated record
ACUGGAGACAUUUUGCCCGAAAAUCGUCCACACCACCGUAGGAAGUUCCCCAUGUUGGUCCCGUCGUUCCUCCGCAAGGGGUUGAGGGCGGCGUCAUUACCGUGUUUCCCUACUCUUGCUUCCUCGCGUUUCUAAAGGCGUCCACUGCGACGGUUCGUCUGUCGCUGCGUCACUGCGUCUUCUUCCUGUUUUUUCGCCUUCGAUCAAAAACUCCGGAAGUGUCUAUACGCAAGUCGUUCGAAGAGAGAAGGGCCGCCUUCCUGUGUGUUGUCGCCUGUCUCUUCGUCCCUGUGUACAGCAAGGCAGGCGUUCUGUCCGUGUUAAAGCAGCGAUCUUUCCGUAGGAAAGCGGGUUCCCCUUUGCUGUGCAUUUUCAUUUUCGCGAACCAGGAACAAUGGCGGCGCCGACGGUCUCUGCGGGGGGGAAGGAGAAGAAGGGAAAUGCGGAUAGUCAGCUCAUGAAUACCGCGAAGGAUUUCCUCGCAGGAGGAAUUUCCGCGGGUGUAUCAAAGACAAUUGUGGCUCCAAUCGAGCGUGUGAAGAUGCUGAUUCAGACGCAGGACUCCAUCCCCGAAAUCAAGGAGGGGAAGAUUCCACGAUACACUGGUAUCGUCGACUGCUUCCGUCGUGUGUCUGCUGAGCAGGGCGUUGCGUCUCUGUGGCGUGGGAACAUGGCAAAUGUAAUCAGAUAUUUCCCUACUCAGGCGUUCAACUUUGCCUUCAAGGACACUUUCAAGCGCAUGUUCCCCAGAUAUGACCAGAAAAAAGAAUUCUGGAAGUUUUUUUGCACGAACGUCGCCUCUGGCGGUCUGGCCGGUGCUUCCUCGUUGGUUAUUGUAUAUCCUCUUGACUUUGCUCGAACUCGUCUGGCCUCUGACGUCGGCAAGGGCAACGAACGUGAAUUUACAGGACUGGUCGACUGCCUCGGCAAAAUCUUCCGUCGCACCGGGUUCUUCUCCCUCUACCAAGGCUUCGGAGUCUCUGUUCAGGGCAUCAUCGUGUACCGCGGUGCCUACUUCGGUCUGUUCGAUACCGCGAAGGCGAUGCUCUUCGGUCCCAACAACGAUGCAAACCUCUUCUACAAGUGGGCAGUUGCUCAGACCGUCACUGCUGCCGCCGGUGUUGCGUCCUACCCCUUCGACACUGUUCGAAGAAGAAUGAUGAUGAUGGCUGGCCGCAAGAAGGGUGAGCAGGAAAUCCAGUACACGGGCACUGCAGACUGCUGGAAGAAGGUCUAUCAGCAGGAAGGAUUCAAGGGCUUCUUCAAGGGCGCGUGGGCGAACGUGUUGCGUGGCGCUGGCGGUGCCCUCGUGUUGGUCUUCUAUGACGAACUGAAGAAGAUGCUCAUGUAAAACCCGUUGUUUGUUAUCGGUUUAUGGAGGACUGUUCGUGUGUAGCAACGAGCCGGAACACAGGUACAAGAACCUAGACCGGAAGCUAUUACCGAGUUGUUUCCAGACGAGCUGAACUAUUCGUUUCAAACCACCAGACCCCCUUAACCCUCCUGUUUCUUAAGGCCUAAAUUUUUCGUGAAAGCGACGC